This is a messenger RNA of Punctularia strigosozonata HHB-11173 SS5, 2323 nucleotides long. RefSeq lists its product as uncharacterized. The record is from RefSeq and is a predicted model, not a curated record. Gene Ontology annotation, cellular component: endoplasmic reticulum. Gene Ontology annotation, molecular function: hydrolase activity. Gene Ontology annotation, biological process: GPI anchor biosynthetic process. NCBI's taxonomy places the organism in Eukaryota, Fungi, Basidiomycota, Agaricomycetes, Corticiales, Punctulariaceae. Bases 61 to 2082 code for a protein of 673 amino acids. The transcript has 7 exons.
GCCAUUGACCAGCCCUUGACCAGCCCACCACUACUAGCCCCGAGAGUUUCGGACCCGAAGAUGAACCCGUUGACAUUGCGGAGGCGACUGCGGCACCUUACCCGCACCGCCGCGCAGGACAGGCUUGUCACCGCCCUCCGCCUUUCCUGGCUAGUGCUUGUGUUCUGGUCGGAAAUUGGCUCCUUAUUUUGGCGACUCUCGUCGUGCUCAUGGCCGGAUUCCAGCCUCAACUCGUCCAAGAAGGGAGGGAAGAAAUGGGAGAAAGGGGAGGACAAGACGGAGAAGGAUAUGAAGAAGGGCGGGGUUACUCAUGUCUUGCUUGUUGCGGACCCGCAGCUGCGCCAUCCAGUGAUAUACGGGAACUCGCUGUCGUGGCGGCAGACGUUCUGGGAAUGGAUGCGCACCGUCAGCCUGAGGCGGAGGUGGAAGGCGGCGUUGGGAAUGAAGAAGCCGGAUAGAGUUAUCAUCAUGGGUGACAUGAUGUUGGGGAGAGAGAUCAUGACGGACGAAGAAUACGAUCAGUAUUUCCAAACGUUCCUCGUCACUUUCCCCUCGAAGUCCAUCCCGGUACACUACAUACCCGGAAACGACGAUCUCGGCCUCGGGCCCUCCCCCACGUUCUCGAAGCACGCCCGCCGGCUCUAUACGUCCCACUUCGGCCCUCCGAACCAAGCCCUGUCCGUUGCGAACCACACGCUCGUUCUCCUCGACGCGCCAGGCUUAGUCGAGGAGGACUACCGGCGCGUCGCCGCUAAGAAGGGAUUCGACGAAUGGGUGUCAUUCCCCGGCGGUGCGCUCGACCUCAUCCAGACUGUCGCGGAGCGGGAAGAAGACGGAGAUGUGACGAGGCCGGAGGAGCCCGUGAUACUGUUCUCGCAUAUCCCAUUGCAUCGACCUGAGUCUGCCUCAUGCGGUCCGCUGCGCGAACGCGGCCGGAUUCGUAAAGGCGUUGGAUAUGGAUAUCAAAACACUCUCGGCAAGCAAACGACGCAGUGGAUACUGAAUGUCCUCAAGCCUGCCAUGAUCUUCAGUGCUGACGAUCGCGACUACUGCGACUACACGCACGUCUCGCCUUCCGCCCCCUCCUCCCCCCGCGUACGCGAAGUCACCGUCAAGUCCUUUUCUUCCGUCCGGCACAUCCGCCACCCGGGCAUCCACCUCCUCUCGCUCUCCCCGCCGUCUACCUCCGCUCAUCUCUCGCCCACCUUCGCCGAUGCGCCCUGCUUCCUCCCCGACGACUUGCGCAAUAUCCGCGGGACCUACACCCCGCUCGCGCUUCUCACCUUCUUUGUGCUCCUCAUUGCCCACAUUUACCGCCUCAGCUCGAAGGGCAGGGGAAAGCCGAAGUUGCGCUUGGAUUCGGCACUCUCGACGGGCAACGGGCAGGCGAGGAGCGGCGGCCCGGUGAUGCUCAGCGCUCGCAUGCCUGAGUCGGCAGUGUGGUCCCCCAUCUCGCCCGCGCUCAACAGCGUCAGCAUGAACGGAAGACCACCACGCAGUCCGCUCCCGAGACCAAUCGGCGUCGGUGCCGGCGUACGGACGCCUAGCAUAGGAGGGGAGGGAUUGAGCACGCCAACGCUGCGCGCGGCAUCCGUGCCCGGCACACCACUUGCAAGCUCGAGAUUCAACGCAUCGCGGGCGCCGUACGAUGUCGAGGACGACGAGGAAGACCACGAUCCGAUGUCACCCGCCCAGUUUGCCUACCGGCGCGAUCAGCACGAGAUGAACGGAUACGGCGCGCCGCACCACGUGCCGGACGACGACGACGAAGAUGACGAGUACGUCGACGAGGAAAAGGACGCGGGCGCCGGCUCUUAUUUCCUCCCCGCGCCCGGCUCGAGGGCGGCCCAGAACGCGAACCGGCGGUGGGCUUACACGUUCGAGUUCCGCGGCAGGCGGCGAAGGAUCGCAUUGCCCGGUUGGCUGGUUGCUUUCCUCGGCGAUGAUGCCGCGGAUGGGUUGAGCGCGGGCUCAAGGCGUAGGAGAGCGAUGCGUAUACUCGGGGUGGUCAUGAGGAGGACCGCUGGUGUGCUCUGGCCCGCAGGACUGCUAUGGAUUAUCCUGUUGUGGUGGACUUCCUAGGGCGUUCGUAUCCAUGGAUUUGUGGGAUGUGAUGUGUUGUUCUUCAUGUGAGGCAACACAGUUCCCAACGCCGGCGACGCACUUACUUGGCCUAAGCACCUUCUUUACGCGAGGAGGGCAAGUAUGCAGCUCUUGGACGAGCAGGCCAUGCAUAUGUGGUGAAGGCCAAUUUCUGAGCAUUCUUUUUUUCGAUACAUGUAGUUAUCAUAACGACGUCGUAUGGUCGCAAGAUAUAGCCGUU